This is a messenger RNA of Blastocystis hominis, 1434 nucleotides long. Its product is annotated as Kinesin. The record is from RefSeq and is a predicted model, not a curated record. Gene Ontology annotation, biological process: microtubule-based movement; mitotic spindle organization. Gene Ontology annotation, molecular function: microtubule motor activity; ATP binding; microtubule binding. The transcript has a single exon. NCBI's taxonomy places the organism in Eukaryota, Bigyra, Opalinata, Blastocystidae. The coding region runs from base 1 to 1434 and encodes 477 amino acids.
AUGAGUGUCACAACAUCAACAGUUGCUAGCUCAAUUCCAGUAAGGGUUGUUGUGAGAGUUCGGCCACUGAUUCCGCUAGAAACAGAAACAGGAGCUGAAGAAUGUGUAACGGUCGAUGACAAAAGUCAUUCCGUUUUUGUAAGUGACCGCUCCUUUUGCUUUGACUCUGUUUUUGGAUCGGGGUGCACACAGGAUUUUGUGUAUGAGGAGAGUGUGCGUGAUUUGCUGAACUCUUCCUUUUCUGGGUACAACACGACGAUAUUUGCUUAUGGACAAACAGGUUCCGGGAAAACAUAUACAAUGGGAACUGGAGUUGAAGAAGACGGUUUGGACGAAGAUAAUCGGGGGAUUCUGCCUAGGAUGAUUACGGACAUUUUUGGCAAGUUGGACGCAGAAACGGAGAGUUGUGCUGCCGAGGGAACUUGCUACGAGAUUUAUGCAUCGUUUUCGUCUUUAUUGAAUGUGAGAACUAGAUUUGCCGAGAUAUAUAACGAGAAAGUGUUUGACCUGCUAAACAACCGAAAUGAGCGUCUUUCGAUUAUUAAUAACGGCGACAAUGUUAUUGUGAAGGGCCUUUCCGAGCGCCGAGUGUACCGAAGCGCCGAAAUGUUCAGUAUUCUCCGUGAAGGUAGCGAAUCUCGUCGAAUCGGCGCUACCGAAAUGAACAAGCAGUCGAGUCGAAGCCAUGCCAUCUUUACAAUCACGAUCUGCAAAGUGUCCGAAUCUGAAGGCACUCUGCGCGGCAAGAUCAACUUUGUGGAUUUGGCUGGAAGCGAGCGUCUGGAAAAGACCAAAGCGACCGGCAAUCGCGCGCAGGAAGGCAUUUCGAUCAACAAAUCGCUCUCGACGCUGAGCAAAGUCAUCGAAGCUCUCGUCACGCACGCUUCGCACAUUCCCUACCGCGAGAGCUCGCUCACUCGCCUUCUCAAAGACUCGCUCGGCGGCAACGCGAAGACGGUGAUGAUCGCGUGCGUUUCUCCGGCCGAUACGAAUCUGAGCGAGACGGUCAACACGCUGCGCUGGGCCGACCAAGCGAGAAAGAUCGAGAACAAGCCCACCGUGAACAUGGAUCCCACCACCGCCGAGAUUCUGAAGCUGAAGAAGCGGAUUAGCGAGCUGGAGGAGAUCGUGUCGAACUAUGAGAGCGGCAGUUCGUUUGGAAAUCCGGCUUCGCCGUCGGAGGGAAAGCAGCGAUUGCUUGUUUUAGAGGACGAAGUGAAGCGGCUGCGGACCGCACUGCUGAAGAGCGAGAGCGAGUUGAAGAGCUGCCGCGAGGAUUUGAGCUAUUUGCUGGAGCAGAAGAAUACGGAUAAGGGAUUCCAGGAAUUGCUCGAGACGAAGAACAAGGAAAUUGCGUCUUUGAAGCGCCAAUCUUCGUACGCUGUAUUUGCUUUUCGUGUGUGUUUUGAUGCAGAUGCUCUUGCAAGAUAUUGA